GGACGACCUCCGCAACUGCGAACCCGCGCAGCGCAGCCGCGGCACCGCACCGGCGGUCUCCGCGUGGAAAGAUAGGAGGUAGAAGGAUACGGCGGCGAUUCAGUGGGUGGAAAGAGACAAGAGAAGCCAUCAUCCAUCGAUCUUGGGCGAUCGUUCGGUCCUCUGUGGUUUGGAGUCCGAUUUUUGUUUCUGUUUGAACAGUCCUAGGGAGGGAGUGCAAAAUGCGGAAGAGGGACUUAGCAGUCCUGCUCUUAGCUGCGUUUGCUGUCUUCUACUCAGUGCAGCAUGAAGGUGGUCUUCAUUUUAAACAAGCAUGGUACAUCGUUGGUGAUGAACCGGGGCCAUUCGCGCAUGAGAGCGAGAAAGUGCCCCUUCCACUUGUCACGGAUUUAAAUGGCGAUGGCCGGAAUGAAAUUGUUGUAGCAACCCAUGAUGCCAAGAUUCAGGUCUAUAAGCCUCGGGUAGCAGGGCAUGAUGAUGACUCCUUCUUCCCUGCCAGGCUUUUGGCGGAGGUCUCGUUGUUGCCAGAGCAUGUCAGAAUCCAGAAGGGAAGAAGGGCGGUGGCUAUGGCGGCGGGGUACUUGCAGCGCAAAGUACCCAAGAUGCCGCGGAAGCAAGCGAUCGUUGUCGUCACCGCUGGAUGGCACAUCCUUUGCUACGACAGCAAUCUGAGACUCAUCUGGGAUCAAAAUGUACAGGAACAUUUCCCCCAUGGCGCACACAUAAAGGAGAUAGCGAUCGUAGUUUCUAAUUAUAGCAUGCGUGCUGGUGAUCUGGGGUCUGUCAUUGUUGGCGGAAGUAUGGAGGUGGUACCCGAGGAGGAAUGGAAUAUCGACAAUAAUGAAGAAGAGGAUGUCGAGAAGUUAGAGGAAGCCCACAGCCAGGCUGGUAAUGACAAGGAGGAAUUGGAAGAUCUGACAGAUCGUGGGAUUGGGGGCCUGGAGCGCCAUUUCUCGUACUAUGCGUUCGAUGGACGCUCUGGAAAACUAAGAUGGCAUCAUAAUAGCACGGAUUUUCGCCGCGCUGCCCUGAGAGGUGAUCCCUCGUCCGCACUUGUGCCACAACAUAACUACAAGCUCGAUGCGAAUGCACUGCUUGGAAGCCGUCAUAUUGGAGAGCAUGAUUGCCGGGAUUAUCGAUGGUCUGUUCUGGGAUCAUUGCCACACAGUUGGGAUCAUCGGCCCGACACAAAGUUUGAACUGGCGCAUUUUCGGAAGAUGCCGAAAGGGCUGCAGAAGAAGCAUGGAGGGGCCAAGAAGAUCGGAGAUCCACACAAACGCAUCGGGAAAGAGUUGGGGAAUGCUGUGACGAGGACACUGGAAAAAGUUGUCGGUGCAGCGAAGGGUGGUUCCACGGGUGCAAAGGUACAGAUGCUUGCGAAGGGUGGUUCCACGGGUGCAAAGGUUCGCAACGAGAUCCGUGAUUCAUUCUACCGACCGACCCAUGUGGGAAAUAAAUCGGGUCAUUGGUGGGCACCAAAUACUAUAGUCGCACAUCUGAGCGAUGGAAUCGAGGCAAUCCAUCUAUACACAGGACGGCCCAUCUGCAGAAUGAAUCUUCCAAGUGGCGGCCUGCAUGCAGAUGUCAAUGAUGACGGCGUAAUCGACCAUGUGCAGGUCGCUGGCGGACAUGGUGGCGAAGUCGUGUUUCCAACUGGCAUGGAUGAAGCGUUGAAGCCUUGUUGGGCGAUCGCUACCACAGGUAUGCCCGUUCGGGAGCAGUUGUUUAAUGGGAGCGUGUGUGCGGACCGCCAGUUUGCAUCGCGGUUCGCUUUCCGCACGGAGGGCUCGACGUUGACAGUGGCCAGACCUGUACUUCUCCCAAGAAACAAAGUGAAGAAGCAUCGGACUGUCGGCGGUGGAGUGUUGUUCUUGACGAGCCGUGGAGAUGUCACAGCAUUUGCUGUGGAGAACACUCACAUGCAGCACCAAGGACGGCACGCGAAGAAGUUAUGGCAGAUCAGGACUGAGGCCACAUGGCAGGUGAGAGCUACCAACGAAGAUUCCGGAGAUGACGGCGUGGCCGACCAUUUCUUCCAGCCGGUACCGACCAUUCAUGUCAUGGCCAGUCGUGUCGGUGGACCCCAGGACGUAAUCGUGGUUGCAGGUGAGAACGCGGCAGUGUUCAUCACUCCGUUCGGGGCGACGUUCGGCGGUCUGUACUUGCCGUCGUUGCCGACCGAAGAACUGCAAUUCGCCGACUUCAACAACGACGGGCUGACGGAUAUCAUCCUCGUGAGCGGACAAAGUUAUUAUGGGUUCCAACAAAGGCGAUCGCCAGGAAUGUCUCUGUUCUCGGCAGCACUCGGAGUGCUCAUAUUGAUAAUGAUUGGGGUUUUGAUCGUGCAGCACAUUUCACACCCCAAAAAGCCCCGGUCCUCCGGACGUGCAGACUCGUAAGAUUCAGAGGCAGAGAGAAAGGUUUACAUACACAGAGAGAAAUUUUCUUUUUAUAGAGCAAAAAAAUGUUUUUCAGAGAGAAACGUGUUUUUGAAGAUUUGAGUACAAACGUUGUGGUAUUUUCAAUUUUGUGUGAAGCCGUGCACAGGUUAGCGCGAAGCUGGCAGUCGUUGAUCCACCAAGGAAGCGUGCGCACCAGAUCGCUGUAGAUGCAACUGAUGCCUGUUGCCACAUCUGGGAGGACCAUGCCUUCCCUCUUUCUUUCUUUCUUUCUAUCCGACCCGCGUCUCCUAAACUAACAUCCGCGGUGUUUAACUCUGUAAUCAAGUAACUUGAUGUUUGCAAUCAAGUAGCUUGUUUAUG
Chara braunii is the source of this 2762-nucleotide messenger RNA. Lineage: Eukaryota; Viridiplantae; Streptophyta; Charophyceae; Charales; Characeae. The record is from the annotation of a GenBank genome assembly.